Messenger RNA from Clarias gariepinus (North African catfish), 1498 nucleotides. RefSeq names its product autoimmune regulator (gene aire). Gene Ontology annotation, molecular function: DNA-binding transcription factor activity, RNA polymerase II-specific; DNA binding; translation regulator activity. Gene Ontology annotation, biological process: humoral immune response; regulation of transcription by RNA polymerase II. Gene Ontology annotation, cellular component: nucleus; cytoplasm. The record is from RefSeq and is a predicted model, not a curated record. The transcript has 14 exons. NCBI's taxonomy places the organism in Eukaryota, Metazoa, Chordata, Actinopteri, Siluriformes, Clariidae. Bases 41 to 1498 code for a protein of 485 amino acids.
CGCUCUUCCAUCACUUCUUGUCACCUGCGACCCAGGCAGAAUGACACGAAUGGAAAAUUUUGGUGAGUCUGAGCUUCGGUCUCAGCUCCGAGCAUCCAGGACGGAAAUCGCGAUGGCCAUUAACGACCCUUUUCCACUGUUGUAUGGUUUGGCAGAUCAUGACAUCAUCUCUGAUCAUCUUCUCGGGGAAACUAUAGAGAGAAAGGAAAAAGAUGGGAUCCAUAAGGCGAUGUAUUCCCUCCUAACGUGGCUGCUGGAGCAGGACUCCCCUGUCCUUCAGGCCUUCUGGAACAAUCUGUCCAAAGAGUACAAUAAGGAAAGUUACCCAAAACUACAAAACCUCUUCGCUAGUUUACCUAAAGGUCUGAGUUUGGAAAGCAGGUCUAUUAGAAGUCCCAGGCCUGAGCUGCAGAGUCAGACUCAUCUCAGCAGGAAGAGGGGAGUCGGCGAGAAACAGCUGGCACUUCGAGCUCAGAAUUAUGGCAAGAAAGCUCUGCACAUCCGCUCAGGAGGUAAAGGAAAGCCCCUGAGGAAGACAGACAGCACGUCUGUUUCUCAGCUUUCAGUAAACAAAGGCGUGCAGUCGGUGUCCACCUCCGUCCAGCACGCUCUCACUCUGGCUGCUGGAGAACUUCCUGUGGAGGAGAUUCUCAUCCAGCAAGUUAUCGAGAGUGGAGGAGCCAAGAAGUGCAUCACGGUCGGGGGAGAGUUCUAUUCCUCCUCUACGCUCGAGGAGACAGCGAGUGGUCAUGUGACCCAGACGGGACAAAGUCACAGUCACCAGCAGGGGGAGACACACGCCCAAGGGAUGGAUGUGGAGCGUAAUGAUGAUGAGUGUACCGUGUGUAAGGAUGGUGGUGAGCUGAUCUGCUGUGAUGGAUGUCCGCGAGCCUUUCAUCUCACCUGCCUGGUGCCUCCUCUCACAUCCAUACCCAGCGGCUCUUGGCGCUGUGGGUUGUGUAACGGCAGCAGAUCGAUGGCUGACUCGACGUACACUUCUCUGCAGGAUCCUCCUCCUCCUCCUCCUCCUCCUCCUCCUGUAAGCGAGAGCAGCUCCAACUCUACAGUGGAUUUCUCCUUCUUCUCCUCCACGCUCACGAGCAGCAUGAACACACAGCCUGCAGCCUUCCAGACCUCGGACUCGGAGCUGGUGGGCAUCAGGAAGUGGUGUGGGAUUUGCCACCUGAGCCGAGGAGAGCUGCUCGUCUGCCCCGAGUGCCUGCAGAGCUUCCACACACACUGCAACUUCCCCAAUGGGAGAGCGAGAUGCAGGACGUGUUUGAGGUCUUGGGUGUCAACAGAGACGGAGGCAGCAUCCAGAGCUGUGCAGGUGGCUCAGCGGUCUACGGAUCAGGGAUCAGCUCAUUCCGAACAGCAGAUUCUAAACAAAGAUGAGCUGGACUCGUAUAUGGGGGAGACGUCUAUCGAUGGGAUCCUGCAGUGGGCUUUUCACAACAUUUCUCGUCCUCUCUCCGAGUCUCAGGGCUACUUCCAGUGA